Molecule: messenger RNA, 1318 nt
Organism: Mustela erminea (ermine)
Lineage: Eukaryota; Metazoa; Chordata; Mammalia; Carnivora; Mustelidae
Gene: NAT8
Product: N-acetyltransferase 8 (putative)
Exons: 2
Coding region: 394-1080 (228 amino acids)
Molecular function (GO): N-acetyltransferase activity
Source: RefSeq, a predicted model, not a curated record
AGUUCCCGUCACCCCCGCGGCAGCAGGUCCCUCUCCGCGCCGCGCCGCGCGCCUCACGGAUCUCGCUACUGCCGGCCACUGCUGAGGAGCCCCUGGCACGGGAAACCUGGGUGUGCCAGGCCCUCAGCUCCGGCCGGGCUGCCCACAGGGCGCCUCGCCCAGACAGGCGUUCCAUGAAGCUUAACACUCAAGCUUGAGGAGGACGAGAGCCCGGCUUCAGGAGCAGUGGAGAAUAUUAAUAGAGGCGGGCCUUGAGGGUGCGUGGGGAGAAGCGCCCGCCACGUUUCCAGGGCGGAAGCGACCCCCUGGACAGCACACGUGUGCCACAGAGAAGGGCUGCCAGGAAGGUCGCUCACUCUUGUGGACUUUAAGGUUCAGGCACGGCAGUCCUCCAUGGCUCCUUACCACAUCCGCAAAUACCAGGAGAGUGACCGCACACAGGUCCUGGACUUGUUCUUCCAUGCACUGGAUGAGUAUGGCCCUGCCUCCUUCCGCCACAUCCUGAAGCUGCCCCGAACCUUGGUGCUCUUGCUUGGGGUGUCCCUCAGCCUCCUCCUGGUCUCUGGCUCCUGGCUGCUGGCCCUCAUAGCCAGCCCCACCCUCCUCACUGCUCUGAGAUUCCUCUGCAAAUACCCCUGGACCAAGUUUACAGCCGACUGUUUGCGCACAGACAUGUCCAACAUCACCAAGACCUACUUGAGUGAGCCCGGCUCCUGCUUCUGGGUGGCUGAGGCUGAGGGGCAGGUGGUGGGCAUCGUCGGGGCGCUGCCUGUCAAGGAGUGCUCCCUGCAUAAGGAGCAGUUGGAGCUGCUUCACCUGUGCGUGGCCUUGGAUCGCCGAGGUCAGGGGAUAGCGAAAGCCCUGGUCAGGACCGUCCUCCAGUUCGCGCGCAACCAGGGCUACAGCCAAGUCGUCCUCACCACCAGUAUGCUGCAGCACUCAGCCUUGGCCCUCUACCAGCGCAUGGGCUUCCAGAAGUUGCAUCAGUUCUCCCCCCUGUGCUGGAGGCUACUUGCUGUUCCUUUGGUUACGUUUGUCUACUGCCUGCCCUCUGCUCAGGCCUCUUGGGAACAUGAGUAGGAAGGUGGCUCACGAUCCUUUUCCUGGUGGCUUAGGAGAGGGCCGGCUCUACUGAGGUAGCAAGCAAACCCCAAAGUCUCAGUGUGAUGGCACAGUGAGAGCUUAUUGUUCCUUCCUUGGGAACCAGGGGGAUGGUGGUGGGUGGCUCUGUUCCUUUCUGUCUUUUGGGGUGGCUGCUGUUUGAUUUAUCUAGCUCCACGGGAAGGCUGCAUUAAAACAAAUGAAUAAAACAAAUACA